AGAGACCUUAGAGAUCAUCUAGUCCCAGCGCCCCUGCGUGGGCAGGGAAUGGUGGCAGGGGCUGGGAGGCAGGGAAUGCUGGCAGCUGGGGCUGGGAGGCAGGGAAUGCUGGCAGCUGGGGCUGGGAGGCAGGGAAUGGUGGCAGCUGGGGCUGGGAGGCAGGGAAUGGUGGCAGCUGGGGCUGGGAGGCAGGGAAUGGUGGCAGGGGCUGGGAGGCAGGGAAUGGUGGCAGCUGGGGCUGGGAGGCAGGGAAUGGUUUUCUCUGUGUUUCCCAGUGGGCUGGGUGUCGGGUUGGCAGCACGGGGUGUGCUGUGCAGUGCUCUGCUUGCAGGCUCUUCUAGAGAGAUGUCUAAAGGCCGGGAGCUAUAAACACGUGGUGCAGCUGCAGGGAUGGACAGCGAGGUGCAGAGGGAUGGCAGGAUCCUGGAUCUGAUCGACGACGCCUGGCGGGAGGACAGGCUGCCCUACGAGGACGUGGCCAUCCCUCUGAAUGAGCUUCCUGAACCAGAGCAAGACAACGGUGGCACAACUGAGUCUGUGAAAGAGCAAGAAAUGAAGUGGACAGAUCUGGCUCUCCAGUAUCUCCAUGAAAACGUUCCACCCACGGGCAACUAGUCAAUCAGUGUGAAUUCAUCCAUGGAUGCAAGAUGAAAAAUAUUUAGCAGCUGACCAUGGCUGGCCUAAACUUCUCUAAGGAGGAGACGUUUCUGAGAGGCUGGGAUUCCAACAAUGGUUCUACUCCCAGUGACCACACACAAUUUGAAAUGCUUCUGUGAUGUGUGAAGAACCAGUGGCUGACACCUCAAGGCUCAGAGCAGGAUGUUUUCCUUCUGUAAAAUUGUUUCAUCUCUUCUGCUAAAUUAUUCUUAAGAUGGUGACAAUUCCACUCUUAAAUGUUUUCUACGUGUGAUAAAAUGAUUUGCUUUUACUGUC
Messenger RNA from Apus apus (common swift), 933 nucleotides. RefSeq names its product anaphase promoting complex subunit 13 (gene ANAPC13). The transcript is spliced from 3 exons. Lineage: Eukaryota; Metazoa; Chordata; Aves; Apodiformes; Apodidae. The record is from RefSeq and is a predicted model, not a curated record. Gene Ontology annotation, biological process: protein K11-linked ubiquitination. Gene Ontology annotation, cellular component: anaphase-promoting complex. Bases 391 to 615 code for a protein of 74 amino acids.